AUGGACACAUCUGAACUGGAUGAAAUUACAAAGCAUCUUGCUGAGCUUGAACUCUAUCGACCUCAAUCACUUAGCGAAUCGAUGCAGAAGCAAUCUCUGGUCGCAGAACACAAGAAAAACCUAAACGGCUUGAUCCCCGAAGAUUCGGAUGAGUUGAGACGAGAUACUGAAGUUGUUUCUUCGCACAUUGCUCAAUGCACUUUGCCAACAGUGAACCGGACGCAAUCAAGAAGAGUUCGUUUGGAGGAAAAAGAUUGCUUGCUGAUUCGUCAGCCUCUCUUUUCGAUGUACGAAAACGUUAUCUUGGAGGACUCGAGUCAAUUCUUUGGUCUGACAGGGCCACGGGGGUUUGGCAAAUCUGCUUUUCUCCAAUAUCUCACCACCAAGCACAUCCACGGUAGCAACUAUCUCGUCGUUUUCCUGCCAGUCUGUCCUGAUGAAGUGGGUGAGAUGAAGAUCCAUUUGGCCACGGCCUUCUAUCAAGGAUGUAGGAUUGCCCAGCUUCAGGGGUACCCUCAGCUGUCGCGCCUUGCCGAACUUGGAGACAUGGUGCGAACGUGUGUUGGUUUUGCGAAGGGGAAUAAUAAGACGCUACUCCUUGUGAUCGACCAAAUGAAGACUGAGGACCCUCAAUUCUUUCAUCCAACGAUCAAUAAAAUAUCGAAUGUAUUGCGGUUCCCGAGGAGGAUCUUGCCGACACGCCGUUUCAGGUUGCAGCAGAGAAGCUGA
Messenger RNA from Seminavis robusta, 729 nucleotides. The record is from the annotation of a GenBank genome assembly. NCBI's taxonomy places the organism in Eukaryota, Bacillariophyta, Bacillariophyceae, Naviculales, Naviculaceae.